GCCCAUGCAAAUCUAUCAGCUGAGGAGCAAGCGAACGUGGAGAAUGAAGAUCGGAUAAACAAUAUGUUAGAAGAGUUAGCAGAAACGGAGAAUGAACUCGAGAUCGCCCGCUCAGAUCUUACCCGCGAGCAGACAGAUGGUGACAAUUUGCGUCGGCGUCAUCGUGCUGCACUUCGGGAGCUGGACUCUGUGAGGGAAGAGCGCGACUCUGUGAGGGAGGAGCCCGACACUGCUGCGAGGUCAGCGCGUGACCGACAUCCACGAGGGAGUCGUACAGG
Messenger RNA from Sphaeroforma arctica JP610, 278 nucleotides. RefSeq lists its product as hypothetical. The record is from RefSeq and is a predicted model, not a curated record. The transcript has a single exon. The annotation marks the transcript as partial. Lineage: Eukaryota; Ichthyosporea; Ichthyophonida.